Musa acuminata subsp. malaccensis (wild Malaysian banana) is the source of this 1646-nucleotide messenger RNA. RefSeq names its product protein BTR1. Gene Ontology annotation, molecular function: RNA binding. NCBI's taxonomy places the organism in Eukaryota, Viridiplantae, Streptophyta, Magnoliopsida, Zingiberales, Musaceae. The record is from RefSeq and is a predicted model, not a curated record.
CCGGACUCGGAUCCUUUGCGGGCCGAAUCGGUUGACAUCCCUAAGGGCACCUAAUCACCGGCCGAAUGAGCCUCCACAGGAUCGCCGCGGCGCGAGAGAGAAAAGGAAUGAGGCGCGAGAUCGCCAAGGCAUUUCGGCGAAUGGUCUGAGGCAGACGCGUCCUUCGUCCACUCAUCCCGCCUUCCUCCCCUCCCGCCUCCGCUCCGCUACAUCUUUCCCCAUGGAGUCCCCCGAGCUCCACGGCGACUCCUCUCCCGACGCCGUACCACGUCGAUCACAGCGCCCCAGAUCCCCACCCCUAGAUGAUAAGGAGAAGCAGACACACAUACGAUUUCUUGUAUCAAACACUGCAGCUGGGUGCAUAAUCGGGAAGGGUGGAUUAACAAUUACUGAAUUCCAGUCACAAUCUGGUGCCCGUAUUCAGCUAUCACGUAAUCAUGAAGUCUUUCCCAGAACUUCAGAUAGAAUAAUAUUGAUUUCUGGGGCAUUUAGUGAAGUAAUGAAGGCAAUGGAACUGAUCCUCGAAAAAUUGCUAAAUGAGGUGGAAGAGGGUAAUGAUGUUGAAGGUAGAUCAAAAGUGAGGCUCAUUGUUCCUAAUAGCUCAUGCGGUGCCAUAAUUGGAAAAGGAGGAUCCACUAUAAAGUCUUUUAUAGAAGAGUCCCAGGCUGGGAUUAAGAUAUCACCUCAGGAUAAUAUUGCUGGCCUAAAUGAUAGGCUGGUUUCCUUGACAGGGUCUUUUGAGGAGCAAAUGCAUGCUAUUUUUCUUAUAUUGUCAAAAUUAAUAGAAGAUGCUCACUAUCCUCAAACAUUAAACUCGCCUUAUCCAUAUUCAGGUGUUAACUUUCCUGGUUUUCCUGGUGUUCCCGUUAGUUACAUGAUUCCUUCUGUAGCAUAUCCUGUGGGUUAUGGAGCAAAUGGAAUUGGAGGAAAAUAUCUUAGUAAUAAAGGUGUGGCAUCACCUUUGGUUUCAUCACGGUCACCUGGUGGGUCUCAUGAAAACCAGAGUAACUCGACAACAAUUGGCAUUGCAGAUGAGCAUAUUGGUGCUGUUGUCGGUCGAGGGGGGAGGAACAUAAUGGAGAUAAGUCAGGUUAGUGGAGCUAGGAUCAAGAUUUCAGAUAGAGGUGAUUUCAUUUUGGGCACAUCAGAUAGGAAAGUAACAAUAACUGGAUCAUCAGAAGCAAUUCGUGCUGCUGAGGCUAUGAUCAUGCAGAAGGUUUCAUCAAAUUCUGAGAGAUGAUUGUUGAUUAUUUGCUCUACAAUCCAGAUAAUUUAUUGAAGCUGCUUUAUGGGAGAAAUCUUUAUUCAAUCAGCAGGCCAGAUAUUCUUCUAUAUCGGUAAUAUGAAGGUAUUUAAGGGGAAUACAGAAUUGAAAGGUUUUUUUUGCCCCUAGAGAUCUGGACGAGUCAUCUUUUGACGUGUUCUCUGGGAAUUGCCUUGCAAAAUGAUGAAUAGUCUCAGAAUCUCUUCAGUAUUUGUAAUCUUUAGUUCAACUCUUGAAGAGUUCUACUUUUGACCAGUUCAGUCAACAGGUAUAUUGGUUGUCAUUCUGCAUCAACAGAUGGAACUUCCAAUUUUUUGCGCACAAAAUGGUAUUUGUAGAACUUAUUUCAGUUUUUCUUAAAUUCAUUUGAUAGUUGCUGGUU